UAUUAUUUUUUUGCCUUUUUCUAUUUUUUUUUUUUUUUUUUUUUCAAGUAAAAUACGACGAAAGAGGCGCAGGUGCGUGUUGCAGCAGUGAAAGUAUCCGAGUGCAGCAACGAUCUAGCAUCUGUCAAUGCCCUCUUGCACAGACAGUCUUAGUUUAGCAGUGCCAUUUAGUAGGUAUUCGCGAUUUGUGAGAUACUCGUCGAAAGGAUACAACGAAAUAAUAAUUCAAGCAACAUAAUCAUCGUCAUUAUUAUAAUUAUCAUUAUUAUUGUUAUCAUCAUCACCUUCGUACACAUUGUUAAAAGAAAAUUUCAACUUUCAUUUUGGGGGUGUAAAAAUUCGAGCAAACAUUUAAACUUUGAUUGAUUUUUAAUAUUGUAAAGAGAAUCAAAUUCUCGUUAUAAAAUUUUUCGUUAAAAGAAAAAAAAGGGGUUCAAGAUGUCGAUAAAAAAUCAACUAAUAGGAUUGCUGUUCAUUGUGUAUAGUAUGACAACAUUAUCGUUGGAAUCUAAUCCCGAAUACGUGAAACAAUGUUCUAGAAAUGAUCCUAAUUUAAAAAGUUGCUUGAUCGAUGCUCUUCAUCAUCUUAGACCAUACUUGAAAGAUGGCAUACCAGAAAUUGAAUUACCUCCUAUAGAACCCUUUCGUAUGGACGAGCUGACUCUCUCUCUGACAGGUGGUAAAAACGGUUACAAGGUUCAGUUGCGAGAACUUUAUGUAAGGGGAGCAAGUAACUAUACGGUCGAAGACAUUAAACUAGGUUCACCCUUCGAAGCUAUCAUUAGAAUGCCAGCCCUUGUACUUGAUGCUCAAUAUUCCAGUUCUGGUGUACUGAUCAUUUUACCAGCAAGUGGAAAUGGUACUUUCUUUGCACGUUUCGAUGACGUUCGAGCCCUUGUCAAGGGUGACGUAUCAACAACAACUCGUGACGAUAAAACUUACCUUCAUGUUGAUAAAUUGGACGUUGAUUUAGGCGUAAAAAAUGUUAAUAUGAGAGUAAAGAAAAUUUUUACAAACAGUAGAAUAUUAACUGAGGCAACCAAUUUAUUCUUGCGAGAAAAUGGACAGGAAGUUUUGAAAGCUAUGGAGCCACAAUUGAAAAGAAAACUAUCAGUUUUAUUUGCAGGAAUUGUCAAUCAGCUGUUACGUCAUGUACCUGUCGAGACAUUCUUAUUACCUUGAAACAAUCUUUUUAUUUUCUAAUAUUUCAUAUUUUUUUUUCUUUUUUUCUUUCGUAAUAUUUGUAUAGAAAAACAA
Molecule: messenger RNA, 1257 nt
Organism: Polistes dominula (European paper wasp)
Lineage: Eukaryota; Metazoa; Arthropoda; Insecta; Hymenoptera; Vespidae
Product: circadian clock-controlled protein daywake
Biological process (GO): multicellular organismal reproductive process
Source: RefSeq, a predicted model, not a curated record